This is a messenger RNA of Hippocampus zosterae (dwarf seahorse), 2259 nucleotides long. Its product is annotated as zinc finger protein 436-like. Gene Ontology annotation, cellular component: nucleus. The record is from RefSeq and is a predicted model, not a curated record. The coding region runs from base 316 to 2082 and encodes 588 amino acids. Gene Ontology annotation, biological process: regulation of transcription by RNA polymerase II. The transcript has 4 exons. Lineage: Eukaryota; Metazoa; Chordata; Actinopteri; Syngnathiformes; Syngnathidae. Gene Ontology annotation, molecular function: RNA polymerase II transcription regulatory region sequence-specific DNA binding; DNA-binding transcription factor activity, RNA polymerase II-specific.
AAAACCACCUCGACUCAUGAGCCUUUCGAGCACAUGACCCGCUAGGAGGCGCACGUAAAGCAAAAGACUCGAGAAAUCCACUGCCGAAGAAGACAAAGGACAAAAACAAGCCGACGACGAAGAAGAUGACGAGGAUGUGGUCUGCUCUUAUGCGCUGUAGUUUUGUUCGCUUGCGUUUCUUCGACAAUUGUGUUUUAAUUUAAUUUAAUUUUUAUAUAUAUAUACAGCAUAUAUAUAUAUAUGUAUAUUGGGGUUGAGGCCAGGGGUUAUCUUUUUUUCCCCUUCCGUCGUCAGACUGCUUGACGCGAGACGGCCAUGGCGGCGGCGGCGGUCGCGGCGCCGCCCGGAGGUGGAAGUGAGCUGCGCAUCCUGGUGGGGAGGUGGCAGGAGGCGGCCUGUCAAUGGGAGGCGCCGGCGGACGGGACCCGCGAGGUGGCCUGCCAGAGCGACCUCGCCCAGAGGCGAGACGUCGGCGUUCAGGCGGACCUGUUGACUCGCCGACUGCGCUGGAGACGUGCGGGUUUGUCCGGCGCAUCCGUUCGGCGCUUAGCGCCGCGACCCGCUCGUCAAAAUGGCGACGCCGCGGUGCCGAGCGGAAGCAAAGCGGUCGGAAACGCCGUCGAAGCCCGGGAGGAGUCGCCCGCCAACGCCGCCGCCACUGCCGCCGCCGACUCCUCCAGCGCGCGUCCGCAGAGGACGCGCCGACCUCCCAGGUGGCGCCAAGACCUGCAGCCGGCGGCGUUGACCGAAGCGUCGUCCGGAGGGGCGGAGGCCGACGGGCGACGGCGGCCGGCGACGGAGGGGGAGGAGCCUGUGCGGACUUUGCCCCAGGAAGCAGGGGCGGCGGCGGAGAACAUCGUGUGCGACGUGUGCGGUCAGGUGAUGAAGAACAAGUCCAGCCUGGCUCGCCACUCCUUCAUCCACACGGGCCAGAAACCCUUUGCGUGCCCCCUGUGCGACCUGCGCUUCAACCGGCGCGACAACCUCCGCCAUCACCUGGGCCGGCUGCACCCGGGGGGCGUGGCCCGGCGCGAGAAGCGGCGCCCCGUCCAAACGUGGCUCUGCCACGUCUGCGGCAAAACCUUCCGCUGCAGGUCGGCGCUCAAGACGCACGAGGUCAUCCACCUGGGGGUCAAACCCCACCGCUGCGACCUUUGCCCCAAGGCCUACAUGCGCACCAACGACCUGGAGCACCACAAGCAGACCGUGCACGGCGACGGCGGAGGGCCGCGGCGCCGCUCGGGCUCCUUGCUGUGUCACUUUUGCGGCAAAGAGCUCAAGUUUCGCUCUCAGCUGGCGGCUCACCUGCAGACGCACACGGAUGAGCGGCCGCACCUCUGCGACGUCUGCGGCCGCAAGUUCUGCCGCGGCUACCAGCUGGAGCGCCACAAGCUGCUGGCCCACGGCGAGGACGGCGAGCACGACGAGGAUGGCGAUGACGGCGAGGACGGCUCGCCGCCCCGCAAACGUCCGAAAACGCUCCUCGCCGCCCGCUCGCGCGCCCGCUCCGACGACAAGCCCUUCCGCUGCGCGCUGUGCCCGCGCCGCUUCGCCCGGCCGGCCUGCCUCAAGCGGCACCAGGCGCGCGCUCACCCCAAGGAGCGCUCGGCCGGCCAGCGCGCCGCCAAGGCCUUCCCGUGCGCCACCUGCGGCAAAGUCUUCAAGUUCCGCUCCCUGCUCAGCAACCACGCGGCCGUGCACAGCGACGAGCGGCCGCACGGCUGCGACUUCUGCCCGCGCCGCUUCCGCCGCCUCAGCCACCUCAAGCGCCACCGCCGCGUGGUCCACCGCGACGGGGCGCGCCCGCCGCAGAACUUUGUCUGCGGCAUCUGCGGCAAGGACAAGAAGUGCCGCUCGCAGCUGGAGCGACACGUCAUCAUCCACACGGGCGAGCGGCCCUUCGCCUGCGACCUUUGCUCCGCGCGCUUCAAUCGCCAAGGCAACCUGCAGCAGCACAGGAAGCGGGUGCACGGCGUGCGCAAGACGCCGGAAGACGCCGAGCCGCCGCUGCUCUUCCAAGACCUCGAUGGGGGGCCGGACUUCAAACGGGAAGAGGCACUGGCGGCGCCGCCCUCCCAUUGACGCUGCGUUCGCUCAUCGAUCCGAUCGCGAUCCGAUUACUUCACCUGAUGCCGUUGUGUCAUCAUGACGUAACUUGAUAUAGUAUCCGGGGGGGGGGGGGUGAAAAAUCAUGUCAAUCCUACAGAGUGUGACUUAUUUGUCUUGCCAUUUGGUGCUUGGGCAAGUUUGGUCCCAAAA